Molecule: messenger RNA, 3283 nt
Organism: Seriola dumerili (greater amberjack)
Lineage: Eukaryota; Metazoa; Chordata; Actinopteri; Carangiformes; Carangidae
Gene: phtf1
Product: putative homeodomain transcription factor 2
Exons: 17
Coding region: 452-2515 (687 amino acids)
Cellular component (GO): endoplasmic reticulum
Source: RefSeq, a predicted model, not a curated record
GAAGCGGAAAAAUGAACACAAUGUUACAACAAAAGUGAAGUUCGAGAAGUACAUAAUACCGGGAAUAAACGUAUCUGUGGAUAACCAUAUGCGCACGAAGAGAAUGACUUGUGAACGCAGCAUUUACAAGUCAUCAAUCGCGUCGAAACGUGGCCGUUAAGUUAAGUUGCUCACAGUAUGCGCAGCUAGUAGUUAGCUCAAUUUCACAACAAGACGCUGCAACGCCCCUGAAACUGGUGACAAGAAAGUAUUUAAAGACCACUUUGUGAUGAUACUAAAGGUCUCUCCCAGUUUGUGCUACAUCGACCAUUGUUGUUUUAUUUCAGGUUCAAUGUGGCCGUGCCCGUUUUUUGUUUAAUGAACAAUUCUGGAUUGAUGCCCAGUCCUCCUCCCUCUCUCCGGUGCUCUGUGUGAGAUGACCUGACUCCGAGUUCACUGGUUCCAGCAGCAGAUGACAAUGGCUAGAAUAGCCUGGUACCAAGAGAAGAUUGGGGCCUAUGACCAACAAGUCUGGGAGAAAUCUCUGGAGAAGGCGGAUCUAAAUGGUUUGGACAGCAAACCAAAGAAGACAUGUCACAUCAAGCCAGACCUCAUUGAUGUUGACUUGGUUAGAGGAUCCACCUUCAGCAAAGCCAAACCAGAGAGUCCCUGGACAUCUCUAACUCGAAAGGGUCUGGUCAGAGUGCUGCUGUUCCCGUUCUUCUUCCAGUGGUGGAUCCAGGUGACCUCCAAGUCCAUCUCCUCAUGUAUCCUUGUGCUCUACUUCAUGCAAGUGGCAGCCGUGGUGCUGUACUUGGAGGUCCCUGGGGCCAGUGCCAGCGAGGUGUUUGGACCCAUGUGUCUGUUGCUGCUGCUGGGCACUGUGCACUGCCAGAUUGUGUCGACGGAGUCCAGCCGGUGGCCCUCGGGCAGUCCAGCUGCCAGCAGCACCACAAGCCCUGCGCGCAGAAGGAGGCCAAGGAAGGGCAGGGGGCUGAAAAAAUCUGAAGAAAAGAAUGGCAGUGGGGACACAGAAGAGCAGGGUCCCUGGCCAUCUGAAGAAAGUCAGCGAUUAUACAGAAACGAGGAGAGGAGGAACAAAAGAAAGUCAGGAUUUGGGGCAUCAGACGAGCUCUCCAGUGAGGAAGAGGAGGGGGUACAAGCAGUUGAAAAGAUUCGCCCACCAGGUCAUCAAGAGAGACAACCUGCACUUGUGUCUUCUGUUAGAAAGAGAAACCUGAAGUCUAACCCCAAACCUACACUAAGGCCACAGGAAGGGGGUGGAGCUUCCAUCAAGGUGAAGCCUCGAGAGGUGGAGCGUCUCAGGCCGAGCGUCGGCUCUCGUCCUGCCUCUGACACUGACGACACAAUGUGGGAGGAGCUUCUCCAAGGGCCUGACACUGCCUCUACGGGCAGCAGUGACAGUGAGGGGAACGGGAGGUACAACGCCGGCUCCACACUCCCACAAACCACCACACUGAGCAGUGAUGAUGAGAGUCUCCAGCAAGGAAUCACCGGCAACCAGCUGUCUUGGCUUCAGGCGUGUCACCCAUCCAAGGACCGGGUCAGUGCCAUAAUAUGGGAGCAGGGCGAGUGUAAGAAAGCAGACAUGUCCGUGUUGGAGAUCAGCGGGAUCAUCCUCACACGGGUGAAGUUAGUGGAGCAGGGUAUGGGUUACCUUGUCUUUGGUGGUCUCAUGACUGUCACCCUGGUGCUGCUUCCGUUUGCCUUCCGCUUGGCUCAGCACCUGGACAUGUCGAGCAUCGGCACUGUGUCCCCUACAGAGCUGGUAGAAAUGGUGCUGGGGUCGCGUGAUGGCCAGACCUAUGCCUUUUUCUUCAUCACAAUCGUGCAAAGAGUCUGCCUCACUGGGCUGUUCUUCUUCAUGAUGUGUGUGGCUGAGAGAACGUACAAACAGAGACUUUUAUUUGCUAAGUAUUUCAGCCACCUCACUUCUGCUCGCAAGGCCAAGAAAUCUGAGAUCCCUCAUUUCAGGCUGAAGAAAGUCCAGAACAUAAAGAUGUGGUUGUCACUACGCUCUUUUCUCAGGAGACGAGGGCCGCAGCGCUCUGUUGAUGUCAUUGUCUCCACUAUCUUCCUUUUAGCGCUUUCCAUUUCAUUCAUCAUUUGUGCCCAGCUUCUUCACAGCCACAAGACAUUCCUACAGUCUCUGACAAACUGGGAGCUGAUGGUGUGGGCCUCUUCCCUCAUCCUCUUUCUGUUACGGCUGGCUACGCUGGGCUCAGAGACCAACUGCAAAUACAGCAACUCCUCUGUGCUGCUGACUGAGCAGAUCAAUCUGUAUCUCAAGAUGGAGAAAAAACCCAAUAAGAAAGAAGAACUCAGCAUAGUGAACAACGUCUUAAAACUAGCUACAAAACUAAUGAAGGAGCUGGAUACUCCAUUCAGACUGCUGGGUCUGACUGUGAACCCUCUGAUCUAUAACAUCACCAGAGUGGUCAUCCUGUCUGCUGUGUCUGCCGUGGUCAGCGACCUGCUCGGCUUCAACAUCAGACUGUGGAAAAUCAAGCCUUAAAUGUGAAAACAGCAAACCACUAAAAGUCAGACACUGGAGACCAGAAAUCCCACUGCAGACAGGCUCUCAUCUACAAAAAGUGUGCAAACCUACUGACAGUAUUUCCAUUGUCUGUGCCUUCCAACUGAAACUCCUGUCUGAGUUUCAUCAAACAUUCACAAGCCUGAGAUGCUCUGACAAUCGCUCACACACCAUUACUGGCUGCUAAGCUGGUGUGGCAUCACACACUUUCCCUCGGCCAAGCCACUAAACCAGUGCCUAACCUUUGACCCUUGAAUGUUCCUCAGUAUUCAGUUAAAUAUAGUGGUAGAUUUAGGUCAGGCUUCUGUGGCAUCCAAAUUUCCAAUUGUCUUGUACAGAUGUGUGGACACAAAGUGAAAUGUAAAUCCAGUUAAUAAUGUAGAUAGUUCAAUCUUAUUCACUAAUAUUCUUCAUCAAUAUAAUAGUUGAGUAUAAAACAAGCCGUGUGCUAUCUAAAGCUAGUCAAUCAGAAUGGGUGGCCAGCUGUACUAAAUGAAUCUUCAUAGGAAUCACAUUUGAUUUCGACCUUUUGUACUAUUUAAUGCGAAAACAUUGUGACUGUAAGUGGGCUUUAUUUAUUUGGGGUUGUGUUUCAGCACUUCAACUUGUCAUGGUACCUGAAAGUCAUGACUCUGACCACUAUCUGCCUUUUGUAUUGAGGACCAUUGUUGAAUAAAAUAACUAUGCAAAGAGGGUAUAGUUAUGCUUAAAGAAAAUGUUUGAUAAAGGUGAAUAAAGUCUUUUUCA